GGAUCCGAGUCUCCUCCCAGCCUCGCGGCUCUCCACGGGUGGCCGGGGCAGCCUCAGCUAGAACCUUCCUCCACCGGCCAUCCCUCCUCACCACCGGAUCCCGGCCCAGCCUGCCGCGGGGGGUCACUCCCGGGCUUUCCCCGGGUCUAAGGGAAGGACACACACUUUCUCCAGAAUUUGGAAACAGCGGCUUGGUGUUUCGUCCGGGUGUUCUGCUGACCUGGAGGUGGUUUUGGGUGGUGCCUCCCCGGGUCUCCCCUUUCCUGUCUGGGCCUCGGGACUCCUGAAGCUCCUCCCCCUGCCCAGCCAGGAGGGCGCCGCAGCCCCUCUGACAACUUACUGCUGCUCUUGCGGCCGAGACUCUUGCUUGUGUCUGUCCUUAGAAAUCUAGCGUCACACCUUCCCCACGCUCAGGGCACCUCUUGGAGCUGGCCGCAGUCCCCGUCGCCUCUCCCUGUGGGCAACCGGCCCUGGGGCCCUGGGUUCAGGCGCCUCUUUCUGGCGGAGAUGCAACCAUCCUUCUCCAGUUUGCGGUCCUGGUGGCCACGGGGGACCGGGGCCUCUGCGGUGUCCUCACCAGCGUCCGCCACAUUAAUUUCAGCCCUGGCCUGGGAGCGCUGCCACAGGCCGGGGUGGGCCCGGGAGCGUGAGCGCCUUCGUGAGCGCCUUCCUGCAGCCGCGGUCAUGAUCACAGGGUGGGGUCACGCCUGGGCGUCAGGCUCCGUGGCCAUCCCUGACCGUAUCAUCAGUUCUGAGUGCCAGACCGGUUUCCCUGGGUGGCUGCAAAUGGGACGGUGCAAGUGACGUGGUUCUUGGAGCUCUAAAAUCAACAUGGUGAUGUCUACGUCCGUCAGGGCCAGUGACCUUCCCCUCAGCAGAGGCCUUGCUGAUUCUCCUUGGAGACACACUUGGGGGAGAUUAAACUGGAGAACGUAGAAGACACUUCACUCCCGCGAGCGCAGCACGCGUGAUCUCCACCUGCCUGCGUCGUCCUCUCCGAACAGACUUACCUCGGUGGUUCUCCUGCGACAGUGAAGUCUCUCCUCCAGCCUCAGGGCUGACGGGGAACCCGUCUCACAGAGGACUGUGUACCCAGGCCACCCUCACUCUGCUGUGCUCGGCUUCUGGGCACUUUUUGCAGUGACAGCGAGAGGGUUGGAAUUCGUGUCCCUGGGAAGUUACACACCUUCGUGGUCAAGCUCAUGAGAUGGAUUUGGACCAACUGGACCUGAACCCCAGAAUCAUCGCUGCGGUCAAGAAAGCCAAAUUGAAGUCGGCGAAGGAGGUUUUGCAUUAUUCCGGACCAGACUUGCAGAGACUGACCCGCCUGUCCAGCCUCGACGUGCAGCAGCUGCUGAGAACGGCCUCCUCAUGCCUGCGCGGCUGCGGCGUCUUCACAGCGCUGCAUCUGUACCGGCAGAACCAGAGCUGCCCCGCGCGGUCCCAGCGCCUGAGCCUGGGCUGCCCCGUGCUCGACGGGCUUCUCCGCGGCGGCCUCCCCUCCGACGGCCUCACCGAGCUGGCCGGCCCCAGCUCCGCCGGGAAGACCCAGCUGGCCCUGCAGCUCUGCCUGACCGUGCAGUUCCCGCGGCGGCACGGGGGCCUGGAGUCUGGGGCCGUGUACAUCUGCACGGAAGACGUCUUCCCCGACCCGCGUCUGCAGCAGCUCAUCGCUCAGCAGCGGCGCCUGCGGACUGACGUCCCAGGAGACGUGGUCGACAGGAUGAAAUUUGGCGACCAUAUCUUCAUCGAGCACGUGGCCGACGUGGAUGCCCUGCUGGAGUGCGUGAGGAAGAAGGUGCCUGUGCUGCUGUCUCGGGGGAUGGCCCGUUUGGUGGUCAUCGACUCCGUGGCAGCCCCGUUCCGCUGUGAGUUUGACGGCGCAGCCUCGGUCCCCAGGGCCCGGCGUCUGCAGGCGCUGGGCGGUGCCCUGCGCUGGCUGAGCUGCACCUUCCGGAGCCCGGUGCUCUGCGUCAACCAGGUGGGUGCCCGGCCAGCACCCCGGACCACAGACAGCCUCAGCCGAUGGUUUAGGGGCGAUGCGGGGUGGGGGGAAGCAGUGGGGUCUUUGCAGCAGUUAACCCCAGUCUGCACGUUCCAGGUGACAGAAGCCACAGAGGAGCAGGGCGCGGCACCCGGGCCACAGAGCCCCUGGGACGAGCGCGUCUCCCCGGCUCUCGGAAUGACCUGGUCCCACCAGCUCCUGAUGAGGCUGAUGGCGAGCCGACAUCGCCUGGAGGAUGGGGGGCGCGCCGCACCUGGCCGCCCGGACCGCACCCUGAGGGUGAUCUUCGCCCCCCACCUGCCCCCCUCAUCCUGCUCCUACACAGUCAACGCAGAGGGAGUGCGAGGGACUCCGGGGACCGAGUCCUGCUGACACAGCGCCCAUGGAGUGCAUGGCCAGAUCAGUGGCGGAUGCUGGCCAAGCCCUCCCCGCUGUGCAGGCACAAGGGCCUGACGGAGACUCGGGUCUGGGUGGGCGACCACCACCACGGCAGGGAGGCAGUGCACACAGAGCCACCGGCGAGGCCUCCCCACGGUGGACCCUGGACCCCUUUGCUGUGCACAGCUCACUCUCUGCCAGGCUCUGGCCUAGGUAGUAAGUCCUCCCCACAGCUGCAGGUCCUCUCCACCGCCCCUGGGGUGGUCUCGGGGCCACUGAGGCACAGAACAGUCAAGUGACUUGGCCAUCAUCCCGCCCGGGCUAGUGCCGGGAAGACAGGCACGUGCCUGACCCAGUACUGGAGGUGGAGGCAGAGGUCCCUGGAACUGGGCAGACUCCUUCUGUUUGGACGUUUUCUAGAGCAGAAACAUUCAUUUGUAAUUUUUUUUUUUUUAAAGAUUUUAUUUAUUUAUUUGUCAGAGAGAGAGAGAGGGAGAGAGAGCGAGCACAGGCAGACAGAAUG
Molecule: messenger RNA, 2906 nt
Organism: Lutra lutra (Eurasian river otter)
Lineage: Eukaryota; Metazoa; Chordata; Mammalia; Carnivora; Mustelidae
Gene: XRCC3
Product: X-ray repair cross complementing 3
Exons: 8
Coding region: 1208-2377 (389 amino acids)
Biological process (GO): resolution of mitotic recombination intermediates; double-strand break repair via synthesis-dependent strand annealing; telomere maintenance via recombination
Cellular component (GO): replication fork; Rad51C-XRCC3 complex
Molecular function (GO): ATP-dependent DNA damage sensor activity; ATP binding; four-way junction DNA binding
Source: RefSeq, a predicted model, not a curated record